Molecule: messenger RNA, 2037 nt
Organism: Closterium sp. Naga37s-1
Lineage: Eukaryota; Viridiplantae; Streptophyta; Zygnematophyceae; Desmidiales; Closteriaceae
Source: the annotation of a GenBank genome assembly
AUGGGUCAAGUAACUGAGUUGGGUUGGAACUGGGUUGCAAACCCCAGGCGCCACGCACCUCCCUGGGCGGCACCAGCAAAGCCGCCUCCUGUCGCCAACCCAGCGAAUGGAGACACAGCUGGUGCUGCCGCAGAUAACUGGGCAGCAGCCCCAAACGCAGGGGCACCUGAAAUGUUUCGCGUCUGCCCGAACGCGCCCAGAGCGAAGCCUGUCCCUGAGCUGGGAGAGGUUUGGGCAGCAGCAGGGGCAGCAGCAGCUCCGAAGGGGGAGGAGGGGGAGGCAGGGAAGGCAAAGGGACCAGCAGUAGUGCCAAAGGGGCGAGGGGCGACUGGAGAGGGAGUGCCGAGAGAAGAGGGAGCACCGAAGGGGGAGGAGGAGGCAGGGGAGGAGGAUGAAGCGGCAGGGAGUGCGAAGGAGGCCGGUGCAAAGAGAUUAGGAGAGGUGCUGUUGGCGCCAAAGGCAGGCUGGGAGGCUGGCGAGAAGGCAGAGGCAGAGGCGGGAGAGGCGAAGGAAGGGGCGCCGAAAGGAGAGCCUCCAAAGGGGUUGGCAGGGGUGGUGGAGGGGCGGGGAGCAGAGGAGCAAAAUCCCAGCGAGGCAAAGGCGCCUGCAGCACUGGUGGGUGGUGACCUGGGCGGCUGGAAGGGAGAGGGGGUGGAGAGAGGGGCUGUUGGCAAGGCAGGGGCGGGGGAGGAGGGGGCGAAUGGGGAUGACUGGGAGGCGAAGGGAGAGGUGAAGGAUGGGAAGGCAACGGCUGGGGCAGCAGCAGAAGCUGUGGCUGCUGUUGCUGCUGCUGCUGGUGUGGUGGCUGCUGCUGGGGAGGAAGUGGGUGAUGGGGUGGUGGAGGGAGCAGCAGCAGAAGAGGCAGCACUAGAGGGGCCAACAGCAGCAGCGGAGGUGGGGGUGACAGCGGCAGGAGCACCAGCGGAAGGAGGGGUGAGUGGUUUGGAGGAGAAGAGGGGCGUGGUGGUGGAGAAGAGCGGAGGGCGGGAGGCAGGUGCAGGGGCAGAGGAGAACGGGGAGGAGAAGGAAGGGAGAGCAGAGGAGAAGCCAGAGAGGGGAGAGGAUGGGGUGGGGGAGGGUGCUGCAGCAGCAGCGGAUGCUCCUGAUGGGGCUGCGGCUGUAGCAUUCGCACUCAGCUUAACAGCAGAGGCAGCAGCAGAGGCAGCGGUUUCUGAUGCUGCUGUGGCUGUGCCUGUGCUGGCAGCACUGGCAGCACUGGUGACGGCGGCAGCAGUAGAAGUAGUGGCAGGCGGAGUGGCAGUGGGUGCCUUGGCGGGCUGUUUGGGAAGCUGGAAGGGAUUGCUGGCCUGGGAGAAUGGUGAGGCGGACGAAAAUGGGGAGACGGAGGAGAAAGGGGAGGUUGAGGAGAAUGGUGAGGGAGAGGAGGAGAAGGGGGAGGAGGAGAAGGGAGUUGAAGAGAACGGGGAGGCACUUGCAGUGGUGGUGAAGGGGGAUGGCUUGGUGGCCGGUGCAGUGAAGGGCGAGGGAGAGGAGGAGGGGGAGGAGAAGGGAGAGGAGAAUGAGGAGGUGGAUUGUGAGGAGGAAGCAAAGCCGAAGGGAGAGGUGGAGGGUGGCUUGGAGGCAGCUGAGAGAGAGGGAGCGGCGAGAGUAGAGGAUGCUGAUGCUGCCCCUGCCAAUGCUGCCCCUGCUGUUGGCUGCGAGGAGACGGGUGAGGGGCUGAAGAGGGAUGGAAAUGGGGACGUGGUGGGCUUGGCAGUUGUUGAGAAGAGAGGGGAAGCACUGCCAGCACCAGCAGUACUUGCCCCUCCUGCUCCCCCUGCCAUGCCUGCUGCUGUUGCUGCUGGCUUCUUCCCGGCUCUUUGGCUUUCGGCCUCAGCUUCAUUCUGGGUGCUGCAGGUGAGCGUGUGGCAGGCACACGUGCUGGUUGUGCUCGUGCUGUUGGUGCCGGUGCUUCAGUACGGCCUGGGCGGGGGAAGCGGGGAGAAGGGAGACAGACGGAAUGCAGACAAGAGAGGGAGAAGGGUUGGCUGGCUUGGCAGGGUUGUAGCAGCGGUGCAUGGAUGCAUGAGCUUGUGA